GUUACCAGUUCCAUUUUUACCUCUUAACUCCAAUCAAUCCCCCUGGCUCCAUUUCCUCCCAGUGUCACUCAGCCAAGAGAAUUAUGAUGAAAGCCCAGGGAUAUUUCAUUUUCAUAUUAUCUAAAAAUUAGCUUUUUAUUUUAAAAAUGUGGGCAGACACACUCUCCCCUUCCCAGAGCCUCACUGUACACCCUAGGCUUUGAUUAACUCAGGGAUGAAAAUGACAGUUCCCUGUGAGGUAAGGCUAAAGUGCCAACGUUGAAGUCCCCAGGAGUGAUACAGCUACCCUGCAGGGCGUCUGCCUAUGGGACAAUUUUAAUGAGCCUUCAGCUGGCCUAAGACACUUCUGUCCACAGGGAAUGCCCAGGGAAGGAUUUAGAAGGUCAUUGCAGUGUCACUAGUAGCUGCAGCUCUGAGAUGCUCUCAGAUGCCUCUCAGGUCCAUCAUGUACACCCUGCCGUGUUCCUCGCACUUGAACACAGCAUGCUAAAGGAUCUUGCUGGAGUGCAGAUUCUGAUUCGGCAAUUCUGGGCUGGGGACAGAGCCCUCACAUGCUCCCAGGAGCUGCUAGAGCUGCAGGCAUGUGGACCACACCCUAAGCACAAGCACGAGGGCACACCUGGGUACAACCUCAUCCCCUCAGCAGUUUCUUUUGCCUCUUUGUCAUCCCAGCUGGACACCGGUAAAACCUUCCAGGCUGUCAUGAGGUUCGACACCGACGUGGAGCUCACUUACUUCUACAAUGGGGGCAUCCUCAACUACAUGAUUCGCAAGAUGGCCAAGUAGGCCCUCCUGUUUCUUAGGAGACCUGCACGUGGUGCCGCCCCCAGGGAGGAAGCAUGCCGCUAGCCAUCUGAGGCCCUGGCGGAGAAGCCUCCUGCUGCCUCUACGAAUGGGUGCUGCUUCACAGGCUGAACGAGGGCACACUGGGGUUCGGUGCUGUUCCUGUAGGCACAAAUCCAGAAGUUUCUCUGUUCUCUAUUUUUGUUAGUCUUUUUACUAGAAUUUGGAAAUUAGAAUGGUGAGAACAUCAGUAGUGCCAGAAAGAGAGAACCAAACUCAUCUUUGAAGUUACUGAUCACAGAAGGUUGAUUUUUCACUCUUAUCUAUUAAUCAUCAGCUGAACACAAGCAAGUAUUCCCAGAGGAUGUCUCCCAUCCUUUUUACUGUUCCGUUCUGUUAUCCUCCGAGAAACCUUUCCCUUGACGGUCAUUUCCUCUGCACAUUACACCAGUGUUAACUGACAUAAGAACUUUCUCACUGUGAAUCAUAGUAGUGAUUGUGAUUCUCUCUCCUCUCCUGUUUUGUUCAGAGUGAAUGAUGGAAACAGCUCAUGGACAGAUCAGAUGUUGAAAUUCUUUGGUUAUGUACCCUUUGAUCAAGUCAACAUUUAAAAAAAUGAAGUUUUCCUUUUACUGUCUCCAGAAAUUGUCCCCAGAAAAAUGUUUCAUUUGCCAAGAGGAAACCUUUGUUUAAAGGUGAUUUGGGAGAAAGACACAGAAUAUUGCUCACUUGUGUAAGAUUAAAUCUAUUUUCAAGGAAAAUUU
Molecule: messenger RNA, 1547 nt
Organism: Tupaia belangeri chinensis (Chinese tree shrew)
Lineage: Eukaryota; Metazoa; Chordata; Mammalia; Scandentia; Tupaiidae
Product: aconitate hydratase 1-like
Exons: 1
Coding region: 418-786 (122 amino acids)
Source: RefSeq, a predicted model, not a curated record